Scomber scombrus (Atlantic mackerel) is the source of this 14046-nucleotide messenger RNA. RefSeq names its product zonadhesin, like (gene zanl). The coding region runs from base 1 to 14046 and encodes 4681 amino acids. Lineage: Eukaryota; Metazoa; Chordata; Actinopteri; Scombriformes; Scombridae. The transcript has 84 exons. Gene Ontology annotation, cellular component: membrane. The record is from RefSeq and is a predicted model, not a curated record. Gene Ontology annotation, molecular function: protein binding.
AUGGCACUUGUUCAGAAGCUGAACGAUGAUGGCAAGACAUUUGCUGAUAUUGCAGACUAUGUCUUGUCCACUGUGCUAGCUGAAGCAAGUCACAGCACCCGUGUUGACAUUGUUUUUGAUGUAUAUAAUGAGGCUUCUAUCAAACACAUGGAGAGAGUGGCCAGAGGUGCAGACUCAGGCACAGAGGUCAGACAGAUCACUGCAGGGUACAGAGUUCAGCAAUGGAAGAAGUUCCUACAAAGCAACAACAACAAAACAAAUCUUGCUACCUUCUUGCUCAAAGAGUGGGGCAAAGAACAGUCUAGAACAAGACUCUGUGAAAAGGUUCUGUACACUACAUCCAAAGAUCAGUGUUACAAGCUGACCCAACAGGGAGUGCACAAGGUAGCAGACCUGUCGUCCACUCAGGAAGAGGCUGACACCCGUAUGCUACUCCAUGCUUGCCAUGCUUCAAGGACUCGUCACAAAUCUGUCCUCCUUGUGUCUGAUGACACUGAUGUCUUCGAGAUAAGCCUGGCUACCAGUGACGCACUCACAUGUGACCUGUUCCUGAAGACAGGGACAAAGAAUCGCACCAGUUACGUAAACAUCUCACAACUCGCUCGUGGUCUGGGUUCACAGUUGUGUCAGGCUUUGCCUGUUUUACACGCAUACACAGGCUGCGACACUGUAAGUAUAUUUGCAGGUUGUGGUAAAGUGUCAGCCCUAAAACUUCUUCAGAAGAAUGAAAAUUUCUGGGAGACCUUUCAGAAGGUUGGGGCAGACUGGACAAUGACACCUGAGUUGUAUGCAGCCUUUCACGAGUUCACAUGUCAAAUGUACAGCUCCAAGUCCAGAAUCACCAACAUCAAUGAAAUGAGCCUCCCCAGAACACACAGAGAUGGUGCAGCAGUGCUGACCUCCUGUAACUUUAACCAGGACAGUGAGCCAUUCUGCAGGUUCAGUCAGGACUCCACAGAUAACAGUGACUGGACCCGACACAAAGGCCCAACCCCGACACCUGGUACAGGCCCCAGUGGAGACUACCCUGAUGGAAAGGGAUACUAUAUCUACCAUGAGUGUGACAAUGUGGCAAAUGGACAGAAAGCUCGCCUGCUCAGUCCUGUCCUCACAUCAUCGGCCUCUGAGAUCUGUGUCAAGUUCCAAUACUACAUGUACGGCUCUGACAGUUACAAUGUGUUGAGGGUUCUGGCCAGGAGAUCUGGCAGUGAUGAAGAGGUUUGGAAGAAGACUGGUAUCCAGAGUCCAUCCUGGCUAGAGGGUUCCAUCACCGUGCCCAAACCCAGCAGUCAGAGCGUCACUAUUGUAUUUGAGGCUCAGAGAGGAAUGUCUGCUUCAUGUGACUCAGCUCUUGACAACAUUGUCAUCACUGAAGGAGCAUGUCCUUCUUGCGUUUAUGGCUGUGAUUUUGACACCUUGGAUGAUUUGUGUGGAUGGACAACUAUAACAGAAAAUCCAGAUGCGUUUGGUUUCAGUCAGUGGCUUGGGCCGACAGACACUGAAGGCACUGGACCCGAGGAUGACUUCUCCAAGCCUGGGUUGGGCGCCUAUAUGUUGAUGGAUUCUUUUGACGCUAUCCCUGGAGACCAGAGUCAGAUCAGAAGUCCUUUAGUAACCCCGUCCUCGGGAUGUCUGGACCUCAUGUUUCACUACUACCUGUACGGCACCAGCACCAACAUGCAGAUCAGUGUUCACACCAUCAGCACAGGUGGAACUCUUGGACCUGCUCUUUUCACUGUCAAGGGGAAUCAGGGCCAAGCCUGGAAACCUGCACAAGUCCGCUACCUGGGAUCUGCUGCCAUUCAGUUUGUGAUAGUGGGUACCUAUGGAGAAACUCCUGAGACAGAUAUUGCUAUUGAUGCCGUGUGUGUCAUGACCUGCAAAGCUGAGCAAACAACACCUCUACCACCGGUUACAUCUCCAACUACACCUAAACCAUCAACUCCCAGUCCAACUACACCUAAACCAUCAACUCCCAGACCAACUACACCUAAACCAUCAACUCCCAGACCAACUACACCUAAACCAUCAACUCCCAGUCCAACUACACCUAAACCAUCAACUCCCAGACCAACUACACCUAAACCAUCAACUCCCAGUCCAACUACACCUAAACCAUCAACUCCAGUACCAACUACACCCAAACCAACAACUGCCAGACCAACUACACCCAAACCAACAACUGCCAGACCAACAACCAAGCCACCAAGUAUGACAUGUCCUUCCCUUAUAUAUUCCAUUCAACCAAUUCCUUUGUCUCUGUGCCGUACAGACCCAUGCCCUCCUAAUGCAGAGUAUAUAGACUGUGGUCCAGCUUGUAUCCCUACCUGUCAGGAGCCUUCCACCAACUGUACUGGUUCUUGCAUAAGUGGCUGCUUCUGCAAACCAGGGUUUGUCUUCAAGGGAUCCCGCUGUGUGCCACUGGAGAAAUGUGGCUGCCUGGAUGACCAGAAUAACUAUUAUGAGCCUGGUGAGAUCAUAUUUGGAGAUGGCUGCUCAAAGCUGUGUCGCUGUGCAGGGAACUACACUUUGGAAUGUCUCGAUAACUCCUGUGACCCAACUGAAGAGUGCCGUGAGGUUAAUGGUGUUUCAGGCUGCUAUCCUAAAGGUACAUCUACAUGCAUAGCGUCUGGUGAUCCCCAUUACACCACCUUUGACAAACGCAAGUACAACUUCAUGGGCAACUGCAGCUAUUUGAUGUCUGGACCCUGCAAUCAAACAACUCUUCCACACUUUGAGGUCCAUGCUGACAAUGAGAAUCGCUUUAACAGGCCCACUAUCUCCUAUUUGAAGGCUGUACAUGUACAUGUACACAUGGUGAAGAUCUCCAUCCUCAAAGGUGGCACUGUGCAGGUGAAUGGGACCAAUACAAACCUGCCAGUUACACCAGUCCCUGGUGUGUCUGUGUUCAAGUCAGGAAAGCACUACACUGUGUCCAUGAACUUUGGUGUGACUGUUCGCUAUGAUGGAAAUCACUUCAUGGAUAUCAAAGUAAUCAAAGACUAUCAGGACAAGCUGUGUGGAUUGUGUGGAGAUUACAAUGGAGUUACCAAAGAUGACUUCCGUAAACCAGAUGGGUUGUUGGCCACCAAUCCAAAAGACUUUGGAGACAGCUGGAACACUGAUCCAGAGUGUAAUAAGAAACCCAACACCACCAUCCCUGAAUGUGAUGAAGAUGAGCAGGAACUAUAUGAGAGCUCUGGAUAUUGUGGCAUCCUCCUGGACAAAAAGGGUCCAUUUGCUGUGUGUCACCGCAAAGUCAACCCCAAUAAUUACUUCAAGGACUGCAUCUUUGACCUGUGUGAGCUGGAUGGAGCCAAGCCCAUUCUGUGUGAGGCCAUCGAAGCCUAUGUCAAUGAAUGCCAGGACCGUGGGGUCAACAUUGGACCCUGGAGGAAUGAAACCUUCUGCCCCCUGAGUUGCCCCCCCAACAGCCACUAUGAGCCUUGUGCAGACCCUUGUCAGGAGACAUGUUCUGGGAAACCUCCCUCCUGCAUCGGGCCCUGCUCUGAGGCCUGUGUGUGUGAUCCUGGCUAUGUCCUGAGUGCCGGCAAAUGUGUUAGGAGGAGUUCAUGUGGCUGCACAUACACCAAUGGGCAGUAUUAUGAGCCUGGAGAGGAGUUUUAUGUGGAGGACUGUAAGCUGAAGUGUAUGUGUGACGCUCCCUUCGUUACCUGUACGGCCUCUGAAUGUCCCCCAAUGCACGAAUGUAAACUCCAGGAUGGAGACCUGGGCUGCUUUCCCACUGGUACAUCUACAUGCAUAGCGUCUGGUGAUCCCCAUUACACCACCUUUGACAAACGCAAGUACAACUUCAUGGGCAACUGCAGCUAUUUGAUGUCUGGACCCUGCAAUCAAACAACUCUUCCACACUUUGAGGUCCAUGCUGACAAUGAGAAUCGCUUUAACAGGCCCACUAUCUCCUAUUUGAAGGCUGUACAUGUACAUGUACACAUGGUGAAGAUCUCCAUCCUCAAAGGUGGCACUGUGCAGGUGAAUGGGACCAAUACAAACCUGCCAGUUACACCAGUCCCUGGUGUGUCUGUGUUCAAGUCAGGAAAGCACUACACUGUGUCCAUGAACUUUGGUGUGACUGUUCGCUAUGAUGGAAAUCACUUCAUGGAUAUCAAAGUAAUCAAAGACUAUCAGGACAAGCUGUGUGGAUUGUGUGGAGAUUACAAUGGAGUUACCAAAGAUGACUUCCGUAAACCAGAUGGGUUGUUGGCCACCAAUCCAAAAGACUUUGGAGACAGCUGGAACACUGAUCCAGAGUGUAAUAAGAAACCCAACACCACCAUCCCUGAAUGUGAUGAAGAUGAGCAGGAACUAUAUGAGAGCUCUGGAUAUUGUGGCAUCCUCCUGGACAAAAAGGGUCCAUUUGCUGUGUGUCACCGCAAAGUCAACCCCAAUAAUUACUUCAAGGACUGCAUCUUUGACCUGUGUGAGCUGGAUGGAGCCAAGCCCAUUCUGUGUGAGGCCAUCGAAGCCUAUGUCAAUGAAUGCCAGGACCGUGGGGUCAACAUUGGACCCUGGAGGAAUGAAACCUUCUGCCCCCUGAGUUGCCCCCCCAACAGCCACUAUGAGCCUUGUGCAGACCCUUGUCAGGAGACAUGUUCUGGGAAACCUCCCUCCUGCAUCGGGCCCUGCUCUGAGGCCUGUGUGUGUGAUCCUGGCUAUGUCCUGAGUGCCGGCAAAUGUGUUAGGAGGAGUUCAUGUGGCUGCACAUACACCAAUGGGCAGUAUUAUGAGCCUGGAGAGGAGUUUUAUGUGGAGGACUGUAAGCUAAAGUGUAUGUGUGACGCUCCCUUCGUUACCUGUACGGCCUCUGAAUGUCCCCCAAUGCACGAAUGUAAACUCCAGGAUGGAGACCUGGGCUGCUUUCCCACUGACCCAUGCCCUCCUAAUGCAGAGUAUAUAGACUGUGGUCCAGCUUGUAUCCCUACCUGUCAGGAGCCUUCCACCAACUGUACUGGUUCUUGCAUAAGUGGCUGCUUCUGCAAACCAGGGUUUGUCUUCAAGGGAUCCCGCUGUGUGCCACUGGAGAAAUGUGGCUGCCUGGAUGACCAGAAUAACUAUUAUGAGCCUGGUGAGAUCAUAUUUGGAGAUGGCUGCUCAAAGCUGUGUCGCUGUGCAGGGAACUACACUUUGGAAUGUCUCGAUAACUCCUGUGACCCAACUGAAGAGUGCCGUGAGGUUAAUGGUGUUUCAGGCUGCUAUCCUAAAGGUACAUCUACAUGCAUAGCGUCUGGUGAUCCCCAUUACACCACCUUUGACAAACGCAAGUACAACUUCAUGGGCAACUGCAGCUAUUUGAUGUCUGGACCCUGCAAUCAAACAACUCUUCCACACUUUGAGGUCCAUGCUGACAAUGAGAAUCGCUUUAACAGGCCCACUAUCUCCUAUUUGAAGGCUGUACAUGUACAUGUACACAUGGUGAAGAUCUCCAUCCUCAAAGGUGGCACUGUGCAGGUGAAUGGGACCAAUACAAACCUGCCAGUUACACCAGUCCCUGGUGUGUCUGUGUUCAAGUCAGGAAAGCACUACACUGUGUCCAUGAACUUUGGUGUGACUGUUCGCUAUGAUGGAAAUCACUUCAUGGAUAUCAAAGUAAUCAAAGACUAUCAGGACAAGCUGUGUGGAUUGUGUGGAGAUUACAAUGGAGUUACCAAAGAUGACUUCCGUAAACCAGAUGGGUUGUUGGCCACCAAUCCAAAAGACUUUGGAGACAGCUGGAACACUGAUCCAGAGUGUAAUAAGAAACCCAACACCACCAUCCCUGAAUGUGAUGAAGAUGAGCAGGAACUAUAUGAGAGCUCUGGAUAUUGUGGCAUCCUCCUGGACAAAAAGGGUCCAUUUGCUGUGUGUCACCGCAAAGUCAACCCCAAUAAUUACUUCAAGGACUGCAUCUUUGACCUGUGUGAGCUGGAUGGAGCCAAGCCCAUUCUGUGUGAGGCCAUCGAAGCCUAUGUCAAUGAAUGCCAGGACCGUGGGGUCAACAUUGGACCCUGGAGGAAUGAAACCUUCUGCCCCCUGAGUUGCCCCCCCAACAGCCACUAUGAGCCUUGUGCAGACCCUUGUCAGGAGACAUGUUCUGGGAAACCUCCCUCCUGCAUCGGGCCCUGCUCUGAGGCCUGUGUGUGUGAUCCUGGCUAUGUCCUGAGUGCCGGCAAAUGUGUUAGGAGGAGUUCAUGUGGCUGCACAUACACCAAUGGGCAGUAUUAUGAGCCUGGAGAGGAGUUUUAUGUGGAGGACUGUAAGCUGAAGUGUAUGUGUGACGCUCCCUUCGUUACCUGUACGGCCUCUGAAUGUCCCCCAAUGCACGAAUGUAAACUCCAGGAUGGAGACCUGGGCUGCUUUCCCACUGGUACAUCUACAUGCAUAGCGUCUGGUGAUCCCCAUUACACCACCUUUGACAAACGCAAGUACAACUUCAUGGGCAACUGCAGCUAUUUGAUGUCUGGACCCUGCAAUCAAACAACUCUUCCACACUUUGAGGUCCAUGCUGACAAUGAGAAUCGCUUUAACAGGCCCACUAUCUCCUAUUUGAAGGCUGUACAUGUACAUGUACACAUGGUGAAGAUCUCCAUCCUCAAAGGUGGCACUGUGCAGGUGAAUGGGACCAAUACAAACCUGCCAGUUACACCAGUCCCUGGUGUGUCUGUGUUCAAGUCAGGAAAGCACUACACUGUGUCCAUGAACUUUGGUGUGACUGUUCGCUAUGAUGGAAAUCACUUCAUGGAUAUCAAAGUAAUCAAAGACUAUCAGGACAAGCUGUGUGGAUUGUGUGGAGAUUACAAUGGAGUUACCAAAGAUGACUUCCGUAAACCAGAUGGGUUGUUGGCCACCAAUCCAAAAGACUUUGGAGACAGCUGGAACACUGAUCCAGAGUGUAAUAAGAAACCCAACACCACCAUCCCUGAAUGUGAUGAAGAUGAGCAGGAACUAUAUGAGAGCUCUGGAUAUUGUGGCAUCCUCCUGGACAAAAAGGGUCCAUUUGCUGUGUGUCACCGCAAAGUCAACCCCAAUAAUUACUUCAAGGACUGCAUCUUUGACCUGUGUGAGCUGGAUGGAGCCAAGCCCAUUCUGUGUGAGGCCAUCGAAGCCUAUGUCAAUGAAUGCCAGGACCGUGGGGUCAACAUUGGACCCUGGAGGAAUGAAACCUUCUGCCCCCUGAGUUGCCCCCCCAACAGCCACUAUGAGCCUUGUGCAGACCCUUGUCAGGAGACAUGUUCUGGGAAACCUCCCUCCUGCAUCGGGCCCUGCUCUGAGGCCUGUGUGUGUGAUCCUGGCUAUGUCCUGAGUGCCGGCAAAUGUGUUAGGAGGAGUUCAUGUGGCUGCACAUACACCAAUGGGCAGUAUUAUGAGCCUGGAGAGGAGUUUUAUGUGGAGGACUGUAAGCUGAAGUGUAGGUGUGACACUCCCUUCGUUACCUGUACGGCCUCUGAAUGUCCCCCAAUGCACGAAUGUAAACUCCAGGGUGGAGACCUGGGCUGCUUUCCCACUGACCCAUGCCCUCCUAAUGCAGAGUAUAUAGACUGUGGUCCAGCUUGUAUCCCUACCUGUCAGGAGCCUUCCACCAACUGUACUGGUUCUUGCAUAAGUGGCUGCUUCUGCAAACCAGGGUUUGUCUUCAAGGGAUCCCGCUGUGUGCCACUGGAGAAAUGUGGCUGCCUGGAUGACCAGAAUAACUAUUAUGAGCCUGGUGAGAUCAUAUUUGGAGAUGGCUGCUCAAAGCUGUGUCGCUGUGCAGGGAACUACACUUUGGAAUGUCUCGAUAACUCCUGUGACCCAACUGAAGAGUGCCGUGAGGUUAAUGGUGUUUCAGGCUGCUAUCCUAAAGGUACAUCUACAUGCAUAGCGUCUGGUGAUCCCCAUUACACCACCUUUGACAAACGCAAGUACAACUUCAUGGGCAACUGCAGCUAUUUGAUGUCUGGACCCUGCAAUCAAACAACUCUUCCACACUUUGAGGUCCAUGCUGACAAUGAGAAUCGCUUUAACAGGCCCACUAUCUCCUAUUUGAAGGCUGUACAUGUACAUGUACACAUGGUGAAGAUCUCCAUCCUCAAAGGUGGCACUGUGCAGGUGAAUGGGACCAAUACAAACCUGCCAGUUACACCAGUCCCUGGUGUGUCUGUGUUCAAGUCAGGAAAGCACUACACUGUGUCCAUGAACUUUGGUGUGACUGUUCGCUAUGAUGGAAAUCACUUCAUGGAUAUCAAAGUAAUCAAAGACUAUCAGGACAAGCUGUGUGGAUUGUGUGGAGAUUACAAUGGAGUUACCAAAGAUGACUUCCGUAAACCAGAUGGGUUGUUGGCCACCAAUCCAAAAGACUUUGGAGACAGCUGGAACACUGAUCCAGAGUGUAAUAAGAAACCCAACACCACCAUCCCUGAAUGUGAUGAAGAUGAGCAGGAACUAUAUGAGAGCUCUGGAUAUUGUGGCAUCCUCCUGGACAAAAAGGGUCCAUUUGCUGUGUGUCACCGCAAAGUCAACCCCAAUAAUUACUUCAAGGACUGCAUCUUUGACCUGUGUGAGCUGGAUGGAGCCAAGCCCAUUCUGUGUGAGGCCAUCGAAGCCUAUGUCAAUGAAUGCCAGGACCGUGGGGUCAACAUUGGACCCUGGAGGAAUGAAACCUUCUGCCCCCUGAGUUGCCCCCCCAACAGCCACUAUGAGCCUUGUGCAGACCCUUGUCAGGAGACAUGUUCUGGGAAACCUCCCUCCUGCAUCGGGCCCUGCUCUGAGGCCUGUGUGUGUGAUCCUGGCUAUGUCCUGAGUGCCGGCAAAUGUGUUAGGAGGAGUUCAUGUGGCUGCACAUACACCAAUGGGCAGUAUUAUGAGCCUGGAGAGGAGUUUUAUGUGGAGGACUGUAAGCUGAAGUGUAGGUGUGACGCUCCCUUCGUUACCUGUACGGCCUCUGAAUGUCCCCCAAUGCACGAAUGUAAAUUCCAGGAUGGAGACCUGGGCUGCUUUCCCACUGGCUCUCAGGACUGUGUGGUAUCUGGAGAUCCUCACUACAACACAUUUGACAAGAAGUUCUACAGCUUCAUGGGAACAUGUACCUACACGCUGGCCAGAACCUGCAAGAACAACACAGGUCCUUGGUUCUCAGUGGAGGGGAAAAAUGAGGAGAGAGGAGUGACAGGUGUAUCUUACCUGAGAAAGCUCUACAUCACUGUGAAUGGAAUCACUGUGACAUUGAUGAAAGCAAGAAGGACUCUGGUUAACGGACGGCGGGUGGCCCUCCCUCACUCCCCUUCUCCUCUCAUGUCUCUCAGUCUUGCUGGUCAGUACAUCACCCUGCAGACAACCUUUGGCCUCCAGGUACGCUGGGAUGGGAACCAUUACGCCAAGAUCUCAGUUCCCAGCUCCUACUAUGACCAGAUGUGUGGUUUGUGUGGUGACUAUGAUGGAAAUGGAGACAAUGAUUUCACCACACCAGAUGGCACUCUGUUAGGAAAUGUCAAUGACUUCUGCAACAGCUGGCAGACAGAAGAUGAUGAGGAUGACUCGUGUACCCCGGGCACCAAGCCUGACCCAGACUGUGACCCCAAACUCGAGGCUGAGGUGGUGAAACCAGACAAGUGUGGCAAAAUCAACAUUUCUGAUGGUCCCUUCAGGGAGUGUAUCAGUGUGGUGGAUCCCACUCCCUUCUUCCAGAGCUGUGUGUAUGACAUGUGUCAGUUCAAUGGCCAGCAGAAUGUUCUGUGUGACCAGCUCCAGGCCUACACUGAUGCCUGCCAGAGUGCUGGAGCCAAAGUCCACCAGUGGAGGACUCCAGACUUCUGUGCACUGGCCUGUCCUCCCAACAGCUCCUACUCUCUGUGUGUGAGUUCCUGUCCAGAGACAUGUCUGGGUGUGGUCGGACCGCCCGGCUGUGAGGACGUGUGUGUGGAGGGUUGUGAGUGUAAUCCAGGAUUCAUCCUCAGCAAUGAUAAAUGUGUGUCACUGAAAGACUGUGGUUGUGUGGACACCAGUGGAGACUAUCACCCUGUGGGUGAUGACUGGUACUUGCCAGGUUGUGAGCAGAAGUGUGAAUGUCACAGUGGAGGUUUGAUCCAGUGUCGCAACAGCAGCUGUAAACCAACCACUGAGAGCUGCCAGCUACAAGAUGGAGAGUAUGAGUGCCGCCCUCUGGGAAACGGUAUCUGCUCAGUGUCUGGGGACCCUCAUUACACCACCUUCGACAAACGCACCCACCAUUAUAUGGGAGCCUGCUCCUACACCUUGACAAAACCAUGCAACAUCUCCUCUGGCUUGCCAUACUUCACUGUGGACACCCAGAAUGAGCUCAGAGGAAGUAACAAGAAGGUUUCCUAUGUCAGGGCUGUGGUGAUCAAUGUGAGCGGUGAGACCGUCAUCCUUGGCAAGGGCCGCACUGUGCAGGUCAAUGGGACAGUGGUCGUCCCACCUGUCACCUCCAUCAAUGAAGUGAAGAUCUACUUGAGUGGCAAGUUUGUUGUCCUGGAGACAUCCUUUGGCCUAAGGGUGCGUUUCGAUGGUAACCAUCAUGCUGAUGUCACAGUGCCAACCUCCUACAGUGGUCUGCUUUGUGGAAUGUGUGGAAAUUUCAAUGGAAACCCUAAAGAUGACAACAUGAAACCAGACAAAACAUCCGCUGACAACACUAAUGAGCUUGGAGACAGCUGGCAGGUUCCUGACCCACGGCCCGACUGCACCAACGGUGGCGGACAUGAGGACUGUGACGAAGAAGUGGAUGAGGAGGCCAACAAGCCCACCAGCUGCGGAAUGAUUACUGAUCCCAAUGGUAUCUUUAAGCCCUGCCACUCUGUAGUACCUCCCGAACCCUACUUUGAAAACUGUGUGUACGACAUGUGUGCCACCGGAGGCCAGACAGUAGCUCUGUGCCAAGCCAUAGAAAGCUAUGCUGACAUGUGUGCUGCUGCUGGAGUCCCCAUCACAUGGAGAAACAACACCUUCUGUCCUUUGAAAUGCCCCCCAAACAGUCAUUACACACCAUGUGGCCCUGCUUGCCCCCAGCCCAGUUGUCAGGACCCUGCAGGUCCAGGUGGCUCCUGCAACGAGCCCUGUGUGGAAGGAUGCAACUGUAACCCCGGGUUCGUCCUCAGUGGAGACAAAUGUGUCCCACUUAGUGAGUGUGGAUGUACUGAUGAAGAUGGAAAGUACAGGCCGGCUGGAGACUCUUGGUUCACAGAGAUGGACUGUUCAGAGCGCUGUAAGUGUAACGGCAACAACAAUGUAACCUGCGAGCCCUGGCAGUGCAGCCCUGCACAGGAGUGUAAAGUGGUGGAAGGAGUGUUGGACUGCCACUCUACAGGUAAAGGAGUGUGUCACGUGGCUGGAGAUCCUCACUACUACACCUUUGACAAUGUGAUGCACACCUUCAUGGGUACCUGCACUUAUACUUUGGUGGAGGUGUGUAACGUCACCAACGCAACUCCAUUCAGGAUAGUGGCUAAAAAUGAAGAGCGUGGACAACCAGAGGCCUCUUAUGUUCGCUCGGUGAAGGUCUACCUCCCUCAUGACACUGAGGUUGAACUGAUGAAGAGCCGCAGAGUUCUGCUAAAUGGACGGCGAGUGCGAACCCCUCUUUCCAUUAACGCAGCUGGAGCUAAGGUGAUAACAAGUGGAUCCUACAGUCUGCUGGAUACAAACUUUGGUCUUCAGGUGAAGUUUGACGGAGUCCAUCACCUGGAGAUCACUGUGCCUGGAGAAUACUUCAACAAGCUGUGUGGCAUGUGUGGGAACUACAACCACAAUUCAUCUGACGACAACCUGAUGCCCAACAAGAAACCAGCCAAGGAUGUGAUUGAACUGGGCAACAGCUGGAAAUCAGAUGGAGACAGUGAUCCUGGCUGUCAGCCAGACACUCGUCCAGACAUCCAUCCCAACUGUACCACACAGGAAGAGAAGCUGUACGAGGCUCAGUGUGCUGAGGUCAUCCUCUCCGACCGCUUCAAGCCCUGCCACUCUCUGGUGCCCCCCGAGGCUUUCUUGGGUAACUGUGUCUAUGACAUGUGUGAGUAUGACGGCAUGCAGACGACACUCUGUGAUAACGUGGAUGCAUACGCUCAGGCCUGUCAGAGCUCUGGAGUCACCAUCAGCUGGAGAAACAACACCUUCUGUCCCCUACCCUGCCCUCCAAACAGCCACUAUUCAGACUGCAGCGCACCAUGCCCCCCCACCUGCUCCGACCUCUUCCCCAUGUCCUGUCACCUCCCCCCUACUGCCUGUGUGGAGGGCUGCCAGUGUGAUGCUGGCUUUGUCCUCAGUGACAGCAGGUGUGUCCGUCUGGACCAGUGUGGCUGUCUGACCUCAGAUGGAGAGUACCAUGAUGUGGGAGACUCGUGGCUGACAGAUACAUGUGCUGACUCAUGUACUUGUAACCUUGGUGGCAAAAUUGCAUGUAGAGACCACAACUGUAAUUCCAACUCAGUGUGUGCCCUAGACAAAUAUGGAGACCUCUACUGCAAACCCACAAAGUUUGAAAAAUGCAGCAUCUCUGGGGAUCCUCACUACCGAACAUUUGACAAAUUCACCCAUCACUUCCAAGGGCCUUACACCUACGUCCUGACUCAGGGCCACAACCUGCCGAACUCACUGUCGCCACUGGUGGUCAGGGGGAAGAACAUCAGACGUGGGGGGAACAGAAGGGUGUCAUUCCUUGAUCAGAUGUACAUUGACGUUUACGGUGUAAAUGUCCGCUUCCUGCAGAAGAAGGAAGUCUUGGUGAAUGGGGAACGUGUUGCACCUCCUCUCAGUCCAGUUGAUGGUUUGAGCAUUACGAUGAACUCCAGGCAGGUCCAGCUCACCACUGACUUUGGACUCACUGUACGAUUUGAUGGCAACAUUCGCGGAGAGAUCAUACUGCCCAGCACCUAUAAAAACUCUGUCAGAGGGCUGUGUGGAAACUUUGACGGCAUCACCAGAAACGAGUACAUGAAGCCAGAUGGGACAGUCAUCAGGGACCUGAAUGCAUUCGGAGAAAGCUGGAGAGUCACUGACAGACAGGCUGAAGGACUGGCGACCUAUGACCUCCCUAAAUCAGUUCAUGCUCACAGGCGAGAUGUGGAGACAGAUCCAGAUUCAGGAUUUGAGACAUCAGACUGCUCUCAGUCUCAGCUCAAUGACUUCAACAGUUUAACUCAGUGUGGAGCCCUGUCUGACUCCAAGGGACCAUUUGCUGCAUGCCACACCACCCUGCCACCCAAAACCUAUCAGGAUGACUGUGUGUUUGACCUGUGUGCUGAGCAAGGCAACGCAGCACUGCGCUGUGCCAGUUAUGAGGCGUACGUUGCAGCCUGUCAGGAGGCAGGAGUAAAACUGGGAUACUGGAGGCAGCAGCUGGACUGUGCUCUCUCCUGUGGUGGCAACAGCACCUACUCCUCUUGUAUGUCACCUUGCCCCGCUUCCUGCGCCAACCUGGCAGCACCCUCCGAGUGUGACACCACUUCUUGUAUGGAGGGGUGCCAAUGUGCUGCAGGCUUCGUCAUGAGUGAGGGAAUCUGUGUGCCAUACACACAGUGUGGCUGCACCUUCCUUGACAGAUACUACCCUCUAAAGGAGAAGUUUGUGACUGAAGACUGCUCUCAGUCCUGUGAAUGCAGCAGCACCGGCUCUGUGUGCCAACCUAAAACCUGCCAGCCCAACGAUGUUUGCACCAUCUACGACUUUAAACGUGACUGCUUCAGAGCGAGCCCCUGUCUCAGUUCCCCUUGUCAGAAUGGAGGAACAUGUAAGGAGAGCAGCAACACCACGUACACAUGCCAGUGUGCUGAGGGCUUCGAGGGCACAAAUUGUGAGGUGGAGAUCACACAGACUGGAGGACUUGAAACCAAAUGGAUCAUCCUGAUUGCGGUCCUGGUCUCAGUGGCUGUCAUCAUCAUUAUUGUGACAACAAUUGUGUGUGUGUGCAAAUGCAAAUCCAAGAAAAUCAAGCGUGAGGAGCAAAAACUCAGCAUGAAACCCACAAGUAAGAAUGAUCACUAUGACUACAACUCCUGUGCAGGUUUUCCAUACACAAACAUCGAUGACCAAAGAAAUGAAAAAUUGACAAAACUGUGA